Messenger RNA from Gossypium raimondii (Peruvian cotton), 1714 nucleotides. RefSeq names its product chaperone protein dnaJ 10. The transcript is spliced from 10 exons. Bases 138 to 1340 code for a protein of 400 amino acids. The record is from RefSeq and is a predicted model, not a curated record. NCBI's taxonomy places the organism in Eukaryota, Viridiplantae, Streptophyta, Magnoliopsida, Malvales, Malvaceae.
AUUUCCAUCGAAAUUAAUAUUAUCUUUAUUUUUCCCCAAAAAUAAAGACUACUGUAUUUCUUUAAAAAGAAGUCGAUUGAAAGUUUUGUAGUAGAGAAAAAGAAAAAGAGAACACUGCAAGUUGUCGUCGAUCGGGAAUGGUGAAGGAGACGGAGUACUACGAUGUUCUAGGGGUCAGCCCUUCUGCUACAGAGGCUGAAAUCAAGAAAGCUUAUUACAUCAAGGCACGGCAGGUUCACCCUGAUAAAAACCCCAAUGAUCCUCUAGCAGCACAGAAUUUUCAGGUGUUGGGAGAGGCCUACCAAGUAUUAAGUGAUCCGACACAACGACAAGCAUAUGAUGCCUAUGGGAAAUCAGGAAUCUCGGCUGAAGCAAUUAUAGAUCCUGCAGCGAUAUUUGCAAUGCUUUUUGGUAGUGAACUUUUUGAGGAAUAUAUAGGACAGCUUGCUAUGGCAUCAAUGGCUUCACUAGACAUUUUUACAGACAGGGAGCAAGUUGAUCCUAAAAAGUUGCAGGAGAAAAUGAAGGUUGUUCAGAAGGAGAGAGAAGAAAAGCUUGCACAAAUACUGAAAGAUCGACUAAAUCAAUAUGUGCAAGGAAGCAAAGAGGACUUUGUUAAUCACGCGGAAGCUGAAGUGUCGAGGCUCUCUAAUGCAGCUUAUGGUGUUGAUAUGUUGAAUACAAUUGGUUAUAUAUAUGCAAGGCAAGCAGCAAAAGAGCUUGGGAAGAAAGCGAUAUACUUGGGUGUGCCAUUCAUUGCUGAGUGGUUUAGAGACAAAGGCCAUUAUAUUAAAUCCCAAGUAACAGCAACUACAGGUGCAAUUGCUUUACUUCAGCUUCAGGAGGAAAUGAAGAAGCAGCUUAGUGCAGAAGGAAACUACACUGAGGAGGAGCUUGAAGAGUACAUGCAAUCUCACAAGGAGAUACUGACUGAUUCCUUAUGGAAGCUUAAUGUAGCUGACAUAGAAGCUACUCUUUCUCGUGUUUGUCAAAUGGUUCUCCAAGAUGGCAAUUGCAAAAGGGAAGAACUUCGAGCACGAGCAAAAGGGUUGAAAACCUUGGGUAGAAUCUUCCAGAGGGCCAAGUCUGCCAAUGGAAGUGAGAGUGAAACUGUUGAAAGCAGUAAUACAGUACAUACAUUGGAUGGAAGUGAACCGAGCUAUGACAGCAGUUCUCUUAAUGCAUCAUCAAGAUCUCUAAACCAGGAAGAGUUAUCUCGUUCUACAUUUGCGUCACAGAGCCCUUAUGUGGAGGCCCCUAACUUUGUGGAUACUCAGUUCACCUACAACUUUCCAAGGCCAACAGCACCACCUGGUGCGCAAAGGACAUCCUUGAAUUAGCCGCGAAUGAGGUGGUUCAUCCCUAAAGGUGCGUGCUUUGUAUUCUACAGCUACCAUAUUUGUGGAUGCAGCUGUCACAGGUAUUUGAAUGUCAUAUCAUAUUUGUUCAGGCAUACUUGUCUCCGAGUGAUCUGAUCAUUAUGUGUUAUUGUGUUUAAUAUAUUUAAUUAUUUAUGACAGAUUAGAUCUAUAUGUAUAGAGUGAAAGAAAGAUGGUUGUAGAAUAUAGGUAUUUCCAUUUCACAGUUAGGCUUAGAUUGCCUUUUUUUUUUAAUUUGCAUUUGUUGUGUUGUGGUUUUACACUGUAAAUUAGUACAUACACCUUUUGACAUCCUUAUUAUUUGAAACAGAGUGUCGAAUAUUGACUUUGUGAUA